Messenger RNA from Amblyraja radiata (thorny skate), 957 nucleotides. RefSeq names its product protein FAM163B. The record is from RefSeq and is a predicted model, not a curated record. Bases 1 to 450 code for a protein of 149 amino acids. The transcript is spliced from 2 exons. NCBI's taxonomy places the organism in Eukaryota, Metazoa, Chordata, Chondrichthyes, Rajiformes, Rajidae.
AUGACAGCCGGGACUGUAGUCAUCACUGGAGGAAUAUUGGCUACGAUUAUCCUUCUUUUUAUAAUAAUCGUGUUGUGUUAUUGCCGCCUGCAGUAUUAUUGCUGUAAGCGAGAGGAAUGGGAUGGAGACGAGGAGGAGCCGGACUUUGCAGUGCACUCCCGUCUACCGGCUGCUUACUACAACCACAAUGCCGGAAAUGGACUUCACUUUAGUUCUGUAGCCCAUCCCCAGGAUCACGGCCAGUCCCGAACUCUCUGCUCCAACUGCAAGCCACUCUUCUAUGUGCACCAGAUAGAAGAGAUUCGAAAUGGGGGCGGAAAGAUGAGCUGCAACUCUGUGAGGGAGGAGGAUUUUGAAAUGCUGGAUAAUCCUCAGGAACUGCCCCUGGGCAGGGCCAAGUUAGCCAGAGACAUUUUUAGCAGAAGUCGAAGUAUCAGCACUGACGUGUGAAGAGGUUUGUUACGAAUGAUUUUCUACCACAGCUGCUUUCACAUAACAAAAUUAGACCAUUAGUUUACACAUUUCGUGGAAAAAAUGGAUGGAAUGAUUGAAUGCAAUUUCUUAAGCAUCAUUAAAUUUUUUUCAAACCCAAACUACGAAAAAACAUUUACUAUUCCUAUAAAAGGAGUGGCCUGAAUAUUAGAAAAUGUAAUUGAAACAAAUAGUUAUUGAUGUAUUUAUAAAUUAAUUUAUCUUCUAAUGGAUGAGAUGUUUGUUUAAAUGAAAGUUUUAUAACUGCUGCUUUAAAUGGGCCAGAUACAUUGUAGUAAUUUUUUUUGUAUAAUAAUGGCUGCUAAUAUAGUUUAUAUGUUCUUUAGUACGUCUGAUCUAAUUUUGCAAAAGGAGUUAGUUAGUACACGGCUGGUAAUGUAUUCUGUGGCACUGAUUAACAUUAUGUUGUUCAGGAACAUUAUUGUUCAACUCACAUGAAUAAACCAGAGAAAUUUAUGAAUCAAA